This is a messenger RNA of Pungitius pungitius (ninespine stickleback), 5528 nucleotides long. It is a transcript of the gene rims3, whose product is annotated as regulating synaptic membrane exocytosis 3. Gene Ontology annotation, molecular function: transmembrane transporter binding; small GTPase binding. Gene Ontology annotation, biological process: calcium ion-regulated exocytosis of neurotransmitter; regulation of synaptic plasticity; regulation of synaptic vesicle exocytosis. The record is from RefSeq and is a predicted model, not a curated record. The coding region runs from base 43 to 1023 and encodes 326 amino acids. Gene Ontology annotation, cellular component: presynaptic membrane; cytoskeleton of presynaptic active zone. The transcript has 6 exons. Lineage: Eukaryota; Metazoa; Chordata; Actinopteri; Perciformes; Gasterosteidae.
CCACGCCUCUCCUCCCCAGCCCCCUUCCAGCUGUGUGGGACCAUGAUGCUCAGCAGCUCCGUUGUGGAGGUUCCCAGCCCGGGCGGGAUGGGCGGCCUCAGCGGGCUGAGCGCGGCAGCGGCUCGGAACGUGGUGCGCUCCUCCAGCAUCUCGGGCGCCAUGUACGGCCUGGAGAAGAGCCCCGGCGGCGGGGCCCCGGACUCCACCUCGCUGGCCGGCAACAAGAAGCGGCGCUGCAGUCUGGGCGCCAAGAUGGUGGCCAUCGUGGGGCUGUCGCAGUGGAGCAAGAGCACACAGCAGCUCCACCAGCAAGACGGCGGGACGAAGAAGCUUCGCAGCACCAUCCGACGGAGCACGGAGACGGGCAUCGCCGUGGAGAUGAGGAACCGAGUGACACGGCAGGGCAGCAAGGACUCCACCGACGGCAGCACCAACUCGAACAGCUCCGACGGAACGUUCGUCUUCCCCACCACGCGCCUGGGGCCCGAGAGCCAGUUCAGCGACUUUCUGGAUGGACUGGGCCCCGCUCAGAUCGUCGGCCGGCAAACACUGGCUACACCCUCGAUGGGGGAUGUCAACGUGGGCAUGGUAGACCGAGGAGGGCAGCUGGAGGUGGAGGUCAACCAGGCCAGAGGGUUGACGCCCAAGCCGGGCUCCAAGAACAUACCAGCGACCUACGUCAAGGUGUAUGUGCUGGAGAAUGGCCUCUGCUUGGCCAAGAAGAAAACCAGAGUCGUGAAGAAGAAUCUGGACCCCACCUACCAGCAGGCGCUGUUGUUUGAUGAGAGUCCCCUGGGCAAAGUCCUCCAGGUAAUAGUGUGGGGGGAUUACGGGCGAAUGGACCACAAGUGCUUCAUGGGAAUGGCCCAGAUCCUUCUCGAGGACUUGGACCUGUCCGCCACCGUCAGCGGCUGGUACAAGCUGUUCCCUACCUCCUCUCUGGCAGAUCCCAGCAUCGGACCCCUCACCAGACGCCUCUCCCAGUCCUCCCUGGAGAGCGCCACGAGCCCCUCGUGCACCUAGACACCUAGUAGGCACCCACAAGCACGGGCACAGGCAGAGUCAUGCAGACACGUACUGUAUAUACACAACGACUAAGUGCAAGACAGGUAGCCAUACACGUACACACACACACACACACACACACACACACACACACACACAUAUAUACCCGCGUGCAUCGGUGGAGGGUGACACAUAACCGUGCAAAUACAUGAUCUCAUCCACAUGACUACACACACACACACACACACACACACACACUACGUCCACGUACUCGCAUUCUACAAAGCAAAUUCAACUUGAAGUCGACUUAUUUUACCAGAACAUGUAGCAUUUUUCACCGUCCCAUUUUAACAUUUCUUACCAUGAAACAGCAAAUCUGCAUUCCAAUGUACCAGAUUGUGGUGCGACUCAUCCCAGGGUCAUGUGACCAUGAUGCCAGUUUCUAUGCCCUCUAUGCCAAACUAAGGAAAAAAAAAACUUUAUUUUUUAAAACCAAAGCAAUUGUUAUUGUUGUUACUACUAUAAGUUGUAGGUGAACUAGUAUACAAUAUAAAGUAUGGAUAUGUAGCAGAGUCAAUGACUUAGAUGUAAUGCAAAAAAAACCGAACAUACAUUCUACACACAUGAGCAUAAACAUACCAACAGGCUUGAGUAGUCCCACAACGGCUGUUAUGUGAGGUAGCAACACUGCUAUUCUUUAAUUCUUACAGGGCAGAGUUUAUAUAACAAUGUGUGCGUGUAGAUAUAUAUCUACAUAUAUCAUUAUAUUUGUAGAUAUAUCUAUAUAUAUAUAUAUAUAUAUAUAUUAAUAGAUAGCUAAAUACUUAUUUGUAUUUAUGUAUCGGCUGCACUCUGCAUGUUUGCUUGCAACCCUCGUAGAGACAUUUUAAAACGCUUAAAUCUUCUUAUUUUGAUCGCCUCGAACCGAUGUAGCAGGUAUAGCGCCACUUUAUUGCUCCGAGCAGGGUAGGAGGGUGGGGCUUUAAGGGUGGGGCUGUCAUGGCGAUUACAGAGGAAAAGACACCGCUGUCAGACUACAUUCGGGAUCCUGCCUUCAUCUUAGUAGUAAAGGACUGCUGCACAAAGGCUUCCUGGGAAACGUGUCCAGCUUGAGUGCCCCCCCCCCCCCCUUUCCCGCUCCUGUAAAACCAGCACUCAGAUGUGUUUGAACUUUCCACCUCACACUCUCCAUGGUAACGGUAGGAAGAUGGCGAGCGUGCAAACGCAGUGAACAACCUGCCCCCUUUAACCCCGUCUGCGUGGUCACCUUUCUCAGUGUAACCUAUCCUGUUGUAAAUGUGUCAACUUAUAUUGAAUUCCAGAUCAUUCUUAUUAUUUUUUUACAGCUGACUAUGUUGCCAGUGUUACUAUUGGAGCGGGUUGACUGUUGUGUGCCGUACUUUUACUUGUUUCGGGUGCAACACGUCGAUCUUUACAUUUCCGUUAGGCAGCGUGUUUGUGUUUUAAGAAGGCACUUUACUGAAAUAUAUUUAUGUUUUAAAUGACACAGAUGCAGGGUUGAGUUCCUGCUUAUGUUUAUUUGCGCAUUCCUGAAUAUUUUAAUUGAAUACCAGCAUGGAAAUGCCAUUCAAAUGUGUGUGUGUUUUACUAAGGCCCGCUAAGACGACUGGUCACCGCUGUCCCUGAUUUUAUGACUUAACGCGGAGCAUCAUAAUAAGUGACUUGUUUGCAAAGAACUUUGAUAUUUUUGCAACAUUGGCAGAGUCAAAAGGUAAACUAUUAUAGAAAAAAAUAUUUACUACAAUGCGUUUGUACAUGCAAUGUAUUUAACCUUUAAAGUUUCUCCUUUAACGUUUACCUCGUACAAUCGCCAACGCCACUUUGUUCUCGUCCAUUCGAAGCCUUUCAUUGGCAUUUGCUUCACAAGUCCAACCCGGCGUGUCUUGGUCAGAGUCAGUUGACGCAGCGGCAGAGCGAACUGAGCUACUGGCGUCUCACGCGAGUUGCUUUGAGAUGGAUAUUUUUCGUGAUUCUCCUCGGUGGCUCAGAGCCGUUUUGUCAACCCGUCCGUCUUGGGACCAACAGCGAGCCUCGGUCACGGAUAAAGACACUGCGGUUGUGUUUCUGGUAGAUGUGGGAGAGAGGCUCCUUCUGGGCUAUAAAUAGCUGGAGCCUGUUUCGGAGCUCACAUUUGGUUUCGUCAGCACACUUUCUUCACAAAAAGGGAAACCGAGAAGCACUUUCUCUCGUCGGCACAUCAGACAAAUAUAAUUCACAUUUAAUGCUCUUUAGACUUUGGGUAAAGGGAUCUCUGACAUUAUUGAUUUAUUUUGGGAUGUAUACAGGCCUUUUAGAAGAUCCAUCAAGGUCUGGGUUCCAUUUUUUUAACGUUUUGGAGCUAUUUAAGCUAUAUAGAUGUAUGAAAUCAUAUAAUGUACCCUUUUUAGUUUGUCUGUAGUCUUGUGGAGAGCUGGGAUUAUGUUAAAGCAAAGUACCUACGAUACUCCUGGUAUUUUCACACUUUCCUUGCGUGCGUGUGAGGAUGCCGGGUUCCUUCGAAUCCGUUUCGAAACCAAAUGGAACGUUUGAAUUGGGCACUUUCUUCAAAGUGCAAUGUGGAUGUUGGUCACUCAGUGAGGUGCAUUUACUGCUCUGCUCGACCCGAUAAUAAUGAGCGGCCAGAUGUGAGUGAGAGGUAUACAGAUGUGUAAAUAUUUAUUAAAAAGCAACAUGCACCCCCAGUGCAGUGAAGAGAAUAGAAGGAUCAGGGCUUUGGGAUUUGAGCAUCGACGACCUCACGUCACAGCGCAUUGUGGUAACACGCCGUUAACGUACAUUGUCUCUUGCGUAGCCGCUCUGAUUUAUUCUGACAGUUUUAAAAGAGUUGAAGAAGCACCAGGGUUAAAUCCACGUGGAGAACUUUUAUAAUGCAUCUUCAAUCAACCCCAACCGUCCCUGGAGUGCUGUGUCGGAAAUGUGUUUUAUUUUUGUAAGGAGAGAGGUGUUAUUCAGAGGAGGAGGAGGAGGAGGAGGAGGAGGAGAGAGUCAGAGGCAUAAACCUGCCUUGAGAUUCUGUCGUGAAAAUGAGGGCUCAGUUUACAAUGGCCUUAUUUUGUGUAGGAGACAUUGCUAUCACUAUUGUAGCACACAACUGAAAGUUUUGACAAAUGUAUUUUGCUUGAAAUGUACUGAAGUUCUAUAUGUGUAUAUGUCUAGUUUUCUGAAUGUAUUUCCUAAUCCUUACACCAGGACGUGUCAUUUGGUUGUCCUUUCAUUUGCUAAAUUUAGUCUUUUUAAAGACUUUCCAGGGACCUCACUUGCAUUGGUUACUUUUACCGGAUUGUAUACCGUAUGUCUUAUUCUUUGUGUGGUCUUUUUUUUUUUUUUUUUUUAAAAGAUCACCUUUGGUUGAAACAAGCAUGAGUUCUUUCUGGCCAAAUACACGUUUUAUUUGAUUUUAAAUUGCCACAAAGUUUCAGCAGAUUAACUUUUAACUCAAUUUGAUGGAACGUUUUAGAGGAUUUUGUACUGAGCUUGAAACGGUUUGCCGCAUGGUUACUCUGAUGCUUUUCAUCUAUUUAAUCUUCACGAGGGUACGACUGCCAUGAUAUUUAAUUAUGACAAUGACUCGUCAUGAAGUCAGUCGCACCCGGUACAACGUCGAAGGAAAGUCAUUGAGAUGCAAAAAUCUUAAAGUAGCAUUUAUUUAGCCUUCCUCUUUCUGAAAAACAAUAACCACUGGCCUCUGUGUCGCUAUUUAGAGUCAAACUGUAUCGACACAACGGGACAACGAAUAACAAUUAAAGUUAAAGUCCCAUUUUGAAGCACUUGAUGUGAGAGCAUGUGAUGCAUUGUGAAUAGCUAUUUUAUGAGCAACACAGUUUGGUUUGGGAGUUUUUAGUGUUGAUUAUCAUUUUUCGAAAGGAGCAUGCGUUCCGAAUGUCCGUUUAACCGACGUAGCAGCGACACCGCUGAGCCGAGGCUCAAAAGAGGCGCGUUUGUCUUCACCCACGUCCAUAAAUGUCGGGAAAAUCACAGCACAAGUCUCCCCCGGUAUCCAUUCUGUCCUUUUUUUCUUAGCUGUCCGUCAAACUAUAUUAAGCCCCCACCCCACCCACCCUCACACGAGCAAAGACAACCCUUAACCCCCAAGCCCAGCAAAGCAGCACGGUUUGCAGCACUGAGGUAGAUGUUGGGAGAUGGACCUGCAGGAGGACUGAAGCUCUGUUACGUUGGCUCGCUGCUGUCGGUGGGUGAUCGGUUGUCUUUUCUUAACCGGGCCUAUCAGGCACCCAGAUAUGAUGAAAGGAUGCUCACAAGGAGGACAAAAGGGAGCUGGAAUUUUAUACCUGUGCUUUGUAAAUGUUUUCUAUGUGCAGUAUUUGAUAAUGUAAAACUGGUAUUUUUGUGGUUUGUACGCUGCAGAAUUGAUAACUUAAGGUGCACGUAGUUUUGUAAGAAAAUUGAACCAAACCGAGGGGGAAAAUGUUGGGUUCAGAAGCCUGUAUUUGCAUGCCCUUUGACAUCUGGACGUCAAGUCAAUAAAGUUUAUUUGAAUCACA